CUUCCGGCGGCGUAGAGUGGUCCGUGAAUUUCUUACACAGAAAGUAUGGUGUCGCGAAAGCAGAAGCGUGUCCUGCGCUACGUCGAGGAGGGAAGCGUGCUCAAGCUCAAGUCGUACUUGCGCAAGCACCACCACAUGGAGAUCAGCUUCUCCCAGGGAAGGAAGCAGAGGGGCCCCCUGCACGUGGCCUGCUCUGUGGGAGACGACGCUGUGCUCCGGCUGCUGCUGCGCAGAGGAGCAGACGCCUUGCAGAAGGACCACAGGGGCGACACACCACUGCACAUAGCCGUCAACCAGGCCCUCAAGUAUGGCAAAACAGCCUACGAUGACCUGGUGGUUCCCCUGCGGAGGAGCUGCCCCUCCGCCAUGGAUGUGGCCAAUAAGGCUGGAGUGACGCCCCGUGACCUGCUGCGCUGGAUGAGAACAGAGCAGUUAAGUGACCUGCAGCCAGAGGGCAGUCCAGAGCAGAAUGACGCUGAAAGCCAGUGGAGGGAGAAGCUCUUUGGUGAAUGUCAAGACGAGUUCUGUGAGACCUUUGGCCAGUAUGAUGAUGAUUUCCUGCGAGACGAUGUGGACCCGGAGGACUUCGGGCACUGGGCAGACCGUAUCCGGCAGGAGUACUAUGCCAAGCAGCGGGCACAGGAGACAGAGGGCAGGACAUAUGGGAAGAAGAAGAAGAAGAAAGAGGAGAAGGAGGAGUCCGAGUACGACAGGCGCCAGUUCCAGGCCCAACUAGAGCGUGAACAUGCAGAGUACCAGGUGCGGGCACAGCGCCGGGCUGAGGAGGUCAUGCUGGGCAGGAGGCAGCGCUAUGAGGAGAAGUGUGCUGCUGCGCUGAGUGAUGGCUCUGACACCUUGCUGGGCUACAGUGACAUCCCUUGGCCUGCGCCCCGCGGCUCUGUGGAGGACAUGGUUGCGGUCAUGCUGCAUGGUGCCGACCGCUCGGACCCCAGCGCCUUCCGCAAGGUUUUGCGGCGCCAGCAGGCUCUGUGGCACCCGGACAAAUUUGCCCAGCGCUGUGGCGGGCGUCUGUGUGACAGUGAGCGCCAACGAAUCCUCGACACGGUCACUGCGCUCUCGCAGGAGCUCAACAGACUAGCCCAGGACAUCCGCUGAAUGGAUCCGGGAGCCCCGGUGCAGUGUACAGCUGGGGGACAGAUGACCACACCCUCGUUUCAGUGAAGGACG
This is a messenger RNA of Scleropages formosus (Asian bonytongue), 1188 nucleotides long. It is a transcript of the gene nfkbil1, whose product is annotated as nuclear factor of kappa light polypeptide gene enhancer in B-cells inhibitor-like 1. Gene Ontology annotation, biological process: negative regulation of canonical NF-kappaB signal transduction. The coding region runs from base 46 to 1116 and encodes 356 amino acids. The record is from RefSeq and is a predicted model, not a curated record. The transcript has 5 exons. Lineage: Eukaryota; Metazoa; Chordata; Actinopteri; Osteoglossiformes; Osteoglossidae. Gene Ontology annotation, molecular function: protein binding.